ACAGUUCACUCCUCAGCCGUCGAAGACCCAGGACCGACUCAGGCGGACCAGGACAGGAGAACCCGUGGAGCAGCGAGGAGGCCGUUCACUCUCACCCCCCCGAGACACUUCACCACGAUGGGGAAUUCAACCAGCAGUAAACUGUCAAAGGAGAUCCUGGAGGACCUGAAGCUCAACACCAAGUUCUCCCAGACCGAGAUCAGUCUGUGGUACGAGAACUUCCAGAAGCAGUGUCCGUCAGGGCGCAUCACGCCGGCAGAGUUCGAGCAGAUCUACGCCCGCUUCUUCCCAGACAGCGACACCGCGGGCUACGCACGGCACGUGUUCCGCUCCUUUGACACCAACGACGACGGUACUUUGGACUUCAAAGAGUACAUCAUAGCGCUGCACAUGACCUCGUCAGGUAGGACCACCCGAAAGCUGGAGUGGGCCUUCUCCCUGUUCGACGUAGACAAGAACGGAUACAUCAACAAGUCCGAAGUAACAGAGAUAUGUCAGGCCAUAUUUAAGUUGAUCCCGAAGGAGGAGCAGGCGGCGCUGCCGGACGACGAGAACAGCCCUGAGAAGAGGGCCGACAAGCUGUGGGCCUUCUUCGAAAAGAAGGACAACGAGAGACUGGCUGAAGGAGAGUUCAUCCAGGGAGUGAUCGAGAACCAGAACGCCGUGCGUCUCAUCUUCUACGAACCAGUCAAACAGUAGUCUGUCCGACUACACACACACACACACACACAGACACACACACAGACACACACAGACACACACACACACAGACACACACACACACACACACACACACACACACACACACACACACACAUUCAGAUUUUCUUUUUUUUCAGGAAAACAAAGACAAUAAUUGGUUUGAUUGAAAUGGCAUCAUGUUGGACUGACCUUUGACCCCCCACCGACCCCCCGACCCCCAACCACAAAUAAAUUACAUUAAACAUUAAA
This is a messenger RNA of Cynoglossus semilaevis (tongue sole), 951 nucleotides long. It is a transcript of the gene rcvrn2, whose product is annotated as recoverin 2. The record is from RefSeq and is a predicted model, not a curated record. The coding region runs from base 118 to 699 and encodes 193 amino acids. Gene Ontology annotation, molecular function: calcium ion binding. The transcript has 4 exons. NCBI's taxonomy places the organism in Eukaryota, Metazoa, Chordata, Actinopteri, Pleuronectiformes, Cynoglossidae.